Messenger RNA from Saccharomycodes ludwigii, 1419 nucleotides. It is a transcript of the gene ENP1, whose product is annotated as snoRNA-binding rRNA-processing protein ENP1. Gene Ontology annotation, biological process: rRNA processing. Lineage: Eukaryota; Fungi; Ascomycota; Saccharomycetes; Saccharomycodales; Saccharomycodaceae. Gene Ontology annotation, molecular function: snoRNA binding. The coding region runs from base 1 to 1419 and encodes 472 amino acids. The transcript has a single exon. The record is from RefSeq and is a predicted model, not a curated record. Gene Ontology annotation, cellular component: nucleolus; cytoplasm; preribosome, small subunit precursor.
AUGGGUAAAGCAACCAAUAGAAAGCAAACAAGGCACAAUCCUUUACUAAAUGAGUUAAGUGCACAUGAAGGUAACUUGAAAGUCCAAAAAAAAUCCACCAUACCUAAUAACAAAGAUGAACAAGAAGAAUAUGAAGAUGAAGAUUAUGUUGAUGCUAGAGAAAGUAGAAAGAUUUUGCAAUUAGCCAAAGAGCAACAAGACGAAUUGGAAGUCGAGGAAGAAUCAAAAACUAAAAAAAAUGAGCUAUCAUCCAUCGCUCGUUUUAAAGUUGAAGAUGAUGAAGAGGAAGAUGCAGAUGCUGAAACAUAUGAGGAAGAGUUCAAUGAAGAAGAUUAUGAAGGGGAAUAUGAAGAUGGAGAAGAAUUAGUAGAGAUAAGCGAAGAAGAUGCCGCCAUGUUCGAUGACUAUUUCAAAACAUCUUCUGAUUUCAACUCGUUAACUGGUUCAUUCAAUUUGGCUGAUAAAAUUAUGGCAGCAAUUAGGGAAAAAGAAGCUGCAGCUGCUGAAAACAUACCAUCUGAGAACGGGGGUACCUUCAACACAAACAGUGGAUCUGGUCCGAUACAAGAAGGUGUUGCAUUACCACCAAAAUUGAUUAAGGCUUAUAUUACUGUGGGGGAAAUUCUAACUACUUGGACUCAUGGAAAGCUACCGAAACUAUUUAAGAUUAUUCCGACAUUACAUAACUGGCAAGAUGUCUUGUACGUUGCCAAUCCAGAUGCAUGGUCUCCAAAUAUUGUCUAUGAAGCGACCAAAUUGUUUGUUUCCAACUUAACAGCCAAAGAAGCUACAAAAUUUGUUAAUAUUGUCUUAUUACCACGUUUCCAAAUGGAAAUCGAAAAUACUGAAAAACAUAAUGUCAAUUAUCAUACUUAUAGAGCUUUGAAAAAGUCAUUAUAUAAGCCAUCUGCAUUUUUCAAAGGUUUCCUUUUCCCAUUAGUCGACCAACGUUGUAAUGUUAGAGAAGCUGUAAUUGCUGCAAGUGUCUUACAAAAAGUCAGUGUUCCCAUUUUACAUUCCUCUGCAGCCUUGAGUUGGUUGGUCCAACAACCAUUUUCGCCAGCAGCCACUGUUUUUAUUAGAGUUUUAUUGGAAAAAAAAUAUGCUUUGCCAUACCAAACUGUUGAUGACUGUGUUUUCUAUUUUAUGAAAUUUAGAAACUUUGUUGAUGGACAACAAGUUCAAGGGUCGGUUCAAGUUUUGCCGGUUGUAUGGCAUAAGGCAUUUUUAGCCUUUGCCCAACGCUAUAAAAAUGAUAUUACUGAAGACCAACGUGAUUUCUUGAUAGAAACAGUUCGUCAAAGAAAUCAUAAAGAUAUUAGUCCAGAAAUUAGGAGAGAAUUAUUGGCUGGUAAUAGUAGAGAAUUUGUUACGGAACCAACAUCUAAGGAUGAUGAUCUAAUGCUAGAUAUAAUUUGA